Girardinichthys multiradiatus is the source of this 1286-nucleotide messenger RNA. It is a transcript of the gene tmem128, whose product is annotated as transmembrane protein 128. The record is from RefSeq and is a predicted model, not a curated record. The transcript is spliced from 5 exons. Bases 84 to 578 code for a protein of 164 amino acids. NCBI's taxonomy places the organism in Eukaryota, Metazoa, Chordata, Actinopteri, Cyprinodontiformes, Goodeidae.
UGCGUCAUUGACAAGCGACGCCGCGUCGCAACAGGAAGUGCCUUUUGUUCAGUUGGCUUUCAUGUGAGUUAAAGAACAACAAAAUGUUUAAUGACAGCGAGUUGGCGACGCUUCGGAACAGAUUUAAAAGAGAUGCGGAGCUGCUCAUGCAAACGACGACGUCGACCGGUGAUGGUGAAACGAGUCAGGAUGAAAAAGAGCUGAAACCCCUCCCUCGCAUCAACAAACACUCCAUUUUCUGGAUUGUGGCAUCAGUAGUUGUGACCUACUAUACAGAUUUCCUGCAUGUCAUUAUGGAGAGUGAUGAUGUUAAAAGCUGGUGGUUUAAUGUCGGCCUGAUACUCCUUGGGAUCUGCUUGUCUCUGGCCAUGUUCUGCAUUGUGUACCUGGAGUGGUUCAAAGGCAUUCAACAUUAUGACCAAAAGUUCCCUGCCAUUCCUCCCAUUACCACUGCAGCCUUUAUUGCUGCAUCCUGCAGCUUUAAUAUUGCACUGUGGCCAGUGUGGUCCUUCUUCACUCCAGUAAUCCUCUCCACGCAGUUCAUGGGCGUUGUCAUGUUUAUCUCUCUGCUUGGAUGAAUGAUCAAAAGGGUUUACAAGAUCUUUGGAAAAGAACCAGGCCCACAGCAGCAUAGAAUCUCUACCGUACUAAACAGUGGUAAUUAGGCGCGUUUCUAUAUUUUCAUCCUUAUUUUUUACAUCAAACCUUCCAUCAGUGUUUUUGCAGGAAAGCUUGACUUAUAUCGAAUCUGAUUAAAGCACGUGGCUCCAGUUAAAGUUACAGUAAACUUUUGCUAAAUCCUCAUGAUAAUGUUUAUGAUGGACAGAAAAGGUUUUUUUCCUGGUAUCGAUCCUAAACAGCCAGUGUACACAGAAAUGGUUGUAUUUCCUUUUUAUUCUUUCUGAUCUCACUUUUAACAUUCUUAUUUUAGAUUCUGUUCGUAAAAUUUUUGUCUACCUCUGUCUCCUCAUCAGCAUUAACACAACUGUGUUUCCUCAAUCCUUCAAACCAACAUCACCUCUGUUAACGGCACAUUUUGCAUAAAGUAUUUUUUACCUUUUCCAAGCUCAUUGUUUCUCUUGUUUGUUUGUCUGGUCAUUGUUGUUGAUUUAUUUAUUUGUUAUUACCUUCACCUUGAUUAUCUUACGUACAUUCUUCUUGCCCUCAUUGUGCAUGAAAAGUGCUCUAUAAAUAGAGACUAAUUGGCUGAUUGAUAUUUAAACCUGUUUGGCCCCUGAGUAUGGAGGACCGAUCCUGACAAAAUAAAAAAUAAAAGCAGAAAUAUA